AUGGCAAGUGUUGUCCCUGCUGGCACGGAAGUGACACGUCAGGGUGUGUCCGACAGGAUUGGAAAAAGAGGACGUGUCAUGGUGGUGAAGCCGAUUGCUAGGGCAUACAUUCUAUCUGGGCAUAUGAUGUCCAACAUGGCUGUUGGUGACUGGCUUCUGCGCAAGAAGUGGCCUCCGGUCGUAGCACUUAUUAUUGCUCUGGGUCUACAUACAGCAGAUUUCUUUGGAGCCUUCUACAAUCUGUCUGUGGUUCCAGGAGAACACCAAACUCCAGUGCGGAUAUUUGAGCCGACGCUGGAAUCGUCAAUCAUGUCAGUGGUGUCCUUUCUGGCUUUUGGUGUGGCUUUGCUGAGCGUGCUCACACGAGUUCACAGUCAGUUGCUUUGGAUGACCCUGCGAACCUUCGACCCAUGGGCAACUUGGACAUGUCAAGUUUAUCUCCGAAAAUUGGAACAGGUCAAAACUUCUUGCAGGUCAUUUUCUCGAUAUCGGCUACGCGACUCGGGCGAUGAUGUGGCAAGUGUGCACGACUACUUUUCAUGGGGCAUCGAUCUAGUGAUCGUCCUUCAAUUCUCUUCCUUGCUGAUUUUGGCAGAAGCCGCCGACAUCCCCAAAGAUGUGAUGCGGAUUUGUGUGGCGAUAUGCCUGAUUUAUUGCAUCGUGCUAUCAGCUGGUCCACUGAUCUGGGAAAACAUGCCGGACUGGGAUGCGGAUGCGAAAGUUCAAUUACUUUUCUUCGCGAAUAUGGCACCCAAGAGUCAGUUUGUGAGCGCCUAUGGAACAAUGGCUGUACUUCUCACGAAGGCCGCCGUGAGCACUAUUGUCCAGAAGAAUGCCUUCAUGUAUCUUCGCUGUCAUUAUGAGUACUGCAUGGAUCAAUUGGAUGCUUCAUUUGCAAAGCUGGCGCAAAGUGAUCCAUCGGCGAUAUCUUAUUCAGAUUUUCGCCUUGCACUGCAAGAAAUGGGCAUCUCAGAGAGCCACAUUUUUGCCGGAUUCAACCUUCUAGAUAUCGAGCAGAGCGGCAAGGUGUCGCUUCAGAAUUUCCGGAAGUGCUUGAUGGACAUCUUUGCCGAAUAUCCAGAUGCCUCGCAUAUUGUGCUGCUGGGUAAGUUUUGCCAAGAAGCAUUCAAUCAAACCUCCGGCUACAGUUCUCUGGAUAGCAUGUUCGGUACAGUUUUCAGCCACUGGCGCCGCUUCAAGUUAGAAGAAUUUGGUGAAUGCAUAUACCAGUGCCUCACCCAAGAUCCUGCCUUGGCAUCUCUCUUCAGAAGAGAAAAAAUGCGCACCCAGGCACUUCUCUUUGCCGCUUUCGUUCAGGUGGCUUUGAGUUGGUUGGAAGAGAAAGACUUCAGAAAAGUGGAUAGAGAUAUGGCCUCCCUUGGAUUGCGCCACCGAUCCUAUGGAGUGGAACCCGAGUAUGUUUGCAUGUUUCAGAUCGCUCUUCUGCAAACGGUCAGUACGAUCCUGAACGGUCUAUCUCUUCAAGCCGAGAUUUCCUGGUCAGUUGUGUGGAGCCACUUUGUCGUGGCCCCAUUCCUGGCAGGUCUCGUCGAUUUGGACAGCGAACGGCCAGGUGUCUACCGCGCAGUGAAAGAUAUUCUUCUGCAAGCCAAGAAAGAACCACAAUUCGUGACAAUGCUAGUACGGAACCUCCACGGCAUCGUGGGGGGAUACUGUGAAUGGUCUCGCUUGUUUCGAGAUCCCGAGCAUGAAGUACAGCAUUUGGCUAUGCUUUUGGGUUUUCUGAUUCAGGUCUUUACACACUCCACGGAAUCCAGCUGGGCAGUCUUUAUGCAGACAGAGGUGUUGGAAGUCUUGCUGCUGGCGCCGUUCGCUGAGACCCAAGAUAGAGUCGAGGAAUGGGCCAGCCAGAUGGAUGGUCAGGAAGCUACUUGCCUUGCGAUCAGAGUUGAUGGAAAGGCCUGGAGGGCCUUAAUGAAACUGGCGUAUGUGGAUGAACCCUUGGCCGAAAAGGGCCUUCAAAGAGUCCACGCCGAGAAUGGAAAGUCCUCCUCAUUGACCGUGAACGAUGUCAUCAAGACCUUCUGCGACGAGAGCACUUCGGAUGACCUUGGGGCUGGAGUCAUCACCGCAAGUCAGCGGAAGUUCGAUGCUCGCGUGAUCUUGGGUCUUUUCCUGCCGGGUGCAGAGGAGCCGGUCCUCCUUUACGCUGCCGAUCGCCUAUCGCUGGAUAGAUCUGGCCGCCCAGCUGCGCCGAAUGAAGCGCUGGCCAGAGCGCUCCAGCGAAGCUACAAGAGCGGGUCCGGGACUUGUGAAAACAACAAAUAUACGGUGUAUGUAUCACCACCUUUGCGUUGUGAUUUCAGGCCCCUGCACAAUGCACGCAAAACCUGUGCUUCAAUUUGUAUUCUUUGGCCACGCGCAACUGGCAGCAUCACGGCCCAAAAAAAUCACCACCGACCAAAAAGGAGACUGACAGACGCUCUGCGGCUUUAA
Durusdinium trenchii is the source of this 2457-nucleotide messenger RNA. The record is from the annotation of a GenBank genome assembly. Lineage: Eukaryota; Dinophyceae; Suessiales; Symbiodiniaceae.